Messenger RNA from Stylonychia lemnae, 873 nucleotides. NCBI's taxonomy places the organism in Eukaryota, Ciliophora, Spirotrichea, Sporadotrichida, Oxytrichidae. The record is from the annotation of a GenBank genome assembly.
AUGAUGAGAAUUAUAACAAUAGCUACAAUUUGGGGUUUUAUCUGCAUAGUAAAUUAAGUAAAAUCAAUCACAAACUACAAAGAGGGAGGUGAAAACUGGACAGAAGGUUGGUGUGCUGUGGGCAAAAAGUAAUCUCCAAUAGAUAUCCCUACCAGCCUUGGAAGCUUUACCGUAAAUUCAGUGAGACUUGUUGAAAAUCAAAAACUAGAGUUGAUAUUAACAGAUAGUGUAAUGAGCUAAGUUGUUGUAGAAGAUCUAAUUACUACAUAUGAGGUGCCAUUCACAGAUGGAUUUCUUGCGCUGUGGGACGAGAAUGACUAUUUAGAUACAUAUAAGCUGGUACAAUUUCACGUACAUGCUCCCUCAGAGCAUACAUUCGAUGGAAGACAUUAUGACUUAGAGAUACAUUUUGUGCAUAAGCAUUAAACAAGGGACAGAUUAGCUGUCCUAUCUGUACCUUUCGACGUUGAAAAAGGAGGAAAUCAGGCUAACGAUUUCAUCUCAAGUUUAAAAAUAGGAGAAAAAAAUGUGCAAAACGUAACUAUUCCUACAAUGAAUCUUGUCAAGAAGCUAAACAAGAACAAAAUAUUCCACUAUGAUGGGUCACUUACCACUCCUCCCUGCAAUGAAACAGUUGAAUGGAUUGUAGUUAAUGAUCCUUAGCCUAUUUCUUCAGCUUAGGUGAAAGUUUUUAACGACAGAUGGAUGAAUAAUUAAACAUUUGCUAAUGGUCAUGGCAAUAAUAGGAUAGUUUAAUCUCUUAAUCAGAGAUAUAUCUACAUGAAAUAAGAAGUUAAAUCAAGUUUAGGGAUCUCAUGUUUCAGUAUUAGCAUGACUUUUAUCCUAAUGGGUAUAUUUGUAAUGUUUUAUUGA